This is a messenger RNA of Sciurus carolinensis (gray squirrel), 12157 nucleotides long. It is a transcript of the gene Plxdc2, whose product is annotated as plexin domain containing 2. The coding region runs from base 873 to 2462 and encodes 529 amino acids. The transcript has 14 exons. The record is from RefSeq and is a predicted model, not a curated record. NCBI's taxonomy places the organism in Eukaryota, Metazoa, Chordata, Mammalia, Rodentia, Sciuridae.
CUCCCUAAAGUGUGGAGCAGGAGCGCGGUGGUGGCGGCGCCUCCUCCUCCGCCACCAAACUCCGGGGCGGCGGGAUUUGGGGCCACCUCCUCCUUAGCCCGGAGGAACCUUCUCCCGAGGUUUCAGCCCGACUUUCCCCCCAUUUUCUUUCUUCUUCACUUCCUCUUUUUUUAAACACAUUUUUUUCUCUCUCUCUCUCUCUCCUGGCUUCGGACCUCAGACUGCCGCAGCCCGAACCUUCCCCGGGCUCAGCUCUUUGGGGCUGCCCAUCCCUCCGGCGGCCAGGAAGGACGCGCGCCCAGCAUUGGGCAAAGAAAAGAAGAAAAACUUGUCGGAGGGGUUUCGCCAACCCCAAUAACCCCCUUCCACAAACCUAAACCUCCCACCGGGGCCAUCCCAAGACGGGAAAGUGACUUCGGAGCCCAGAGUUCUCUUGGAUUUGGAGGAGGCUUCCGCGCUGGCUGUGGAAUUAGAUCUGUUUUGAAUCCAGUGGAGCGCAUCGCUGGGGCUGGGAAGUCACCGUCUGCCGGCACCCGGGUGGCGCUGCCUGUGUGAAGCGGAGAGUUUGCGAGCCCUGGCUGCCCGUAGCGUUUCCCACCCGCAGUUGUUCUGUGUCCUGUAAAGGCUGCGAGUGUGGCAAGUUGCAACAGAGACCCAGAGGUCCGGAGAGGGCUGCGCUCCCUUUUGCAUUCCCUUCUUGUUAUUUUCGGUUCCUGACCGUGAAGUCCCAUCGAAAUUACAAAGGCCUCCAAAUCUCACGGACACCCAGCCACAGCGCUCCGCAGCGUCGCCCCCAUCCCCACUGGGAGCCCAGGAGCCCAGAGCACUGGGGAAGGACUGGCGGGGCGGGGGAGAGAGGUCUUGGCAACGGCAUGGCGAGGUUCCGGCGGGCCGACCUGGCCGCUGCAGGAGUUGUGUUACUUUGCCACUUUUUAACCGACCGAUUUCAGUUCGCUGAAGGGGAGGCUGGAAACCAAAUCAAUGAUUGGAGAUAUGAGGUUGCUCAGGCCUUCCCUGGAACAGCAGAGGAGGUGGAAGUGGACUCACAGGCAUACAGCCACAGGUGGAAAAGGAACCUGGACCCUCUCAAGGCAGUAGAUACCAACCGAGCAAGCAUGGGCCAAGACUCUCCAGAACCCAGAGGCUUCUCAGACCUGCUACUGGAUGAUGGGCAGGACAACGCCACCCAGAUUGAGGAGGAUACAGAUCACAAUUACUAUAUAUCUCGGAUAUAUGGCCCAUCUGACUCUGCCAGCCGGGAUUUGUGGGUGAACAUAGAUCAAAUGGAGAAAGACAAAGUGAAGAUUCAUGGAAUACUCUCCAAUACUCAUCGGCAAGCUGCAAGAGUGAAUCUGUCCUUCGAUUUUCCAUUUUAUGGCCAUUUCCUACGUGAAAUCACUGUGGCAACUGGGGGUUUUAUAUACACUGGAGAAGUUGUGCAUCGGAUGCUAACAGCCACACAAUACAUAGCACCUUUAAUGGCAAAUUUUGAUCCCAGUGUAUCCAGAAAUUCAACAGUCAGAUAUUUUGAUAAUGGCACAGCCCUCGUUGUCCAGUGGGACCACGUUCAUCUCCAGGAUAAUUACAACCUGGGAAGCUUCACAUUCCAGGCAACUCUCCUCAUGGAUGGACGCAUCAUCUUCGGAUACAAAGAAAUUCCUGUCUUGGUCACACAGAUAAGUUCAACCAAUCAUCCAGUGAAAGUGGGGCUGUCUGACGCUUUUGUCGUUGUCCACAGGAUCCAGCAAAUUCCCAAUGUUCGAAGAAGAACAAUUUAUGAAUACCACCGAGUAGAGCUACAAAUGUCAAAAAUUACCAAUAUUUCAGCUGUGGAGAUGACCCCAUUACCAACCUGUCUGCAGUUUAAUGGUUGCGGUCCCUGUGUGUCCUCUCAGAUUGGCUUCAAUUGCAGUUGGUGUAGUAAACUUCAAAGAUGUUCCAGUGGAUUUGAUCGCCAUCGGCAGGACUGGGUGGACAGUGGAUGCCCUGAAGAGUCUAAAGAGAAGAUGUGUGAGAACACAGAGCCUAUGGAAACUUCCUCUCAAACCACCACAACCUUACACACGACAACCACGCAGUUCAAGGUCUUGACCACCACCAGGAGGACGGCAACAUCCCAGCUGCCCACCAGCCUGCCCACAGAAGAUGAUACCAAGAUAGCACUACAUCUAAAAGAUAAUGGGGCUUCGACAGAUGAUAGUGCAGCUGAGAAGAAAGGGGGUACCCUGCACGCCGGCCUCAUCGUUGGAAUCCUCAUUCUGGUCCUCAUUAUAGUAGCAGGCGUUCUUGUGACAGUCUAUAUGUAUCACCAUCCAACAUCAGCAGCCAGUAUCUUCUUCAUUGAGAGACGUCCAAGCAGAUGGCCUGCAAUGAAAUUUCGAAGGGGUUCUGGACAUCCUGCCUAUGCUGAAGUUGAACCAGUCGGAGAGAAAGAAGGUUUUAUUGUAUCAGAGCAGUGCUAAAAUUUCUAGGACAGAACAGCACCAGUACUGGCUUACAGGUGUUUAAGACUAAAAUUUUGCCCAUACCUUUAAGACAAAAAAAACAAAAAACAAAAAACAAAGACAUACACGCAAAGGAGCCCUAAGCUGCUGUAGCCUGAAGGAGACGAGAUUUCUGGAAAAGCCCAGCCCAGGAUGUCUAAAAGAAAUUUUCAAGCUUAUACAGGAUACCAUUUAUAUUGAGCAUGGAAUUCCCUCGUGGAAUGACAUCUAUAGUUCACUCGGAAUAUCUCCUGUGGACUUUCCAGAAGUAUAACAAUAUUAUGAUGCUUUUGGCUUAGGUGCAGGGUUGCAAAGGGAUUGAGGAAAAUAAUAAUAAUAAAGCUUUAGUUCACAAGGGAUCUCCAUCUUUGGUUCAAAUGUUCUUCUCUGAUGUCUCCAAGGUAACCGUGUUCCAAAGUCUGAACCCUUUCACUCAACAGAGCAAUGAUGAAUGUCUCAAGAUUGCUGGGAACAAUAUAGCUCACUCGGGAGCAAAAUCAAACACAAAAUAAGAGAUUUUUCUGUCUUUUCCAAACAGACGUGUGGCACAAGGAUUUUGUUUUUCGGCUCUAGAUCCAUCUGUUUGAACAAGUCCAUUACUUUGCGGGAUGAAUCUUUCAUCUGUACAGGAGGUUGACAGGAUGCCUGCCGGUGUCUUGGUAAUGAAGGCCCUUCCUAGGAGCUGUGAAACAAUUUCCAAACUUUUAGUUGAGGAUUAAGAAGGAGGGAGUAGCAAAUGAGGCUUUUCAUUCUCUUGCCUCAGAAUAAAAUGUUUGAUUGUUUUUCAGAAACGUUGCUUCUGUCUCCCACCUGCAAAGUCGCAUGGAGCCACAGUUGCUCUUGGCUGAUGGAAACAAAAAGAAAUAUUACCAAGAGUUCCUUGAUCAUUUUUGAGACAAAAAUGUUAAAGGAUUUUAAACAUUUGCGUUUUUUAAUUUUUUUUUUUUUUUUUUUUUGCCAUUUCUGUGCAAAAAAUCCAUUUCAUUGUCCAUUCCUGUCCAAGAAGCCACUCAAGUCAGGAUAUCCCUGGUGAUAUAAAGAAUGAAAGAACACUGCUGAAUCAUACAGUAAUUUUCUUUAAAGCACAUAGUAGUUACAUAAAUAUAUAUAUAAAUAUAUUUUUGUUUAUAACUAACACAAGGCAGGCUCUUGUGACUCUAAGCGUGCAUUUUGUCACUAAGACAAAACAAAUGCAAGACAUAUCACUGCAUUACUUCCAUAGAGUUGUAAAAUAAUCCUUAAUAUUAGAAUAUUUUUAUGUCACUUAGCAAAAGUGGUUCAAUUAAUUGCAGUGCCUGUAAGUUCACUGUCUCUUUGAUCCACUCUUUUUCAUGCCAAACCCCUUCCCUCCCUGGCUAAAGGAAGCAGAUGCUUAAACCUCUUUAGAUGGAGCUGUCAUUUGCCCAGUCAUCACAAUCCAGAUUUUAAAAAUUCUGCCCAGAUGGAAGAAAGGAAAGAGCCACUUGAGAAGUAAGUGGCUGAUAUAUAUAUACUGAGCUCCUAAAGUUUAAAUUCGAUACUGUGUACAAUGUUAUCCACAAACUGACCCAUGCAACUUACAUUCUGUGCCAAGAAACUGUUGGUUCUUGAAAGGUACAGUGCUCAACAUUUGCAGAUUCAGGUCUCAGAAAGCAGAGAUGUCUCAAAAGUAUCACUUUACUAACAGCUUAGCCUCUGUGCACAAUGUCUGCAUUGGACAGCAUCAGUCCUCAGUGUCAUACUCUAUCAUAACAAUGGUCUGGCAUUAGCAAGUGCUGCUUUCUAUCAUGUAUAUUUUGCUUUAUCUUUUUAAGUAUCUGAUGAGAAUGCUUUUUCCUAGCCUACUUAGUUAAUGAUGGCAAAAAAAUAAAUGAAAAGCAAGGUGAUUGAAGUAUGUAAUGACAAUCUCUGCUAUAGCUGUGUUCAGUUUCUAUGAGAUGUCCCAGCUUAUUCUUGUGGAGUGGGUUGGGUCAGAUAACAACAACCAGAUAAUCUCCCAAUGUAACUGGUGUAACUGGCAUUCUACAAAUACAUAUGAAACACAUGGACAACUUCCUUUUGGGAUACGAUAGCGCUUCUUUCAUGAGCUUUGAUGGUAGGUGUGGCUUCCAACAGCAGUUGAUUGGCAGUUAUAUAAAUACUUGCAUAUUAUGAUGCAAUUUCUUAUACACUUCCCUUAAGCAGUAAUGUUGUUCUUACACCCAUCAGAGCUUGUCUUCCAUUUUUACAUCAAAAAAUUUGAUAAUCUUAUUUCAAUAAAUAAAUAAAACCCUCUGGAUUGUUCAGUGAGCCAAAGCACCAAGUUGCGGCAGGGUGGAUUUUGGAAAUAAAAAGCUGCUACUAAAGUGUGAGGAAACUUCUAGGAGAACUAAGAGUUUAAGGUGGCGAGAAGUUUGUGUUGUGUAUGAAUUCUUGAGUUGUACAGAGAAAAUGUUGAGUGAAUCCCCUUAGAAACUUCCAUUCUAUUUGUACUUCUGAUUUGCUCUUGGUGCUCCUUUGCUGCAAAGGAAGGGCAAACACAGUUUCUGGAAAUUUCAGAAUGGACACCAUGGCAUUAAACCCUACAUCUGUUAUAUACUAGAGAAGGUGCAUGUGUACAUGACUCAACAUGCUAGAAGAAUAGAGAAAGACUCAAUAAUAAUUUAAAGAAUAAUAACAAAGGGACACAUAAACUUCUGGAGAAAUCAGGUAAAUGGUGCUACAGAGGAAUUUAACUAUUUCAUCUUAAUUAUUUGUAAAAGUAAUAAGCAGUGAUUAGCUAAAUGUAAUAAGUACCAAGAAAAAGAUAAGGAAACCAGACGGCACUGACUGUAAUACUGGUUUGUUUCUGAAGUGUGUGAACCUAAAGAUGUACUAACAAAUAGAAAACUAAAGAUAAAUGAUAAAGAACAAUCGAUCACUAGUGUUAUUUUGGUUUAAGAUACCUAAGGCACUUGCAAAUCUGUGAUUUGUAUUACCUACAGCUAUGCUGGCCACUAUUACCCACUAGCCAAAUGCAAAUAGUAAAAUUUAAAUCAGUUAAAAUUAAAUACAACUUAAAAUUCAGUUUGCGCCACAUUUCAAGUAGGGAGGCCUCUCACGGUUUGUGACUACCAACAACGCUACAAUCAUUGUAGAAUAUUUCUAGUAGAAAGUACUAGAAAGAUGUUUCCUUCAGAUUCUUUAUUCUCGAAGACAAAUUAACAAGAGAAAAGAGAGAAGAUCUGGUACCUCUUCCACAUACCAAGUGCUUUUUUAUUUCAGAGAAAGUCCAUGGAAUAAUGGAGAGCAUGGCUUUCGAGUCUCCACUAAUUUAUUGUGGGACAAUCACUUUCACCUUAUAAGUCUCAAUUUUCCUGUCUUCCUUGCAAGAUUAUCAUGCAGACUGAUUCAAACAGACUGUUCAAACCUUGUGUCAGUGUGAUCCAUAUAAAGCACAUCCUUUGGUCCAGGGCCAGCAUAUAUUCGCAUUCAAAGGAAGAAUAGACCAUCAGUCCAAAAGGCAGUCAAAGACAAUUCAAUAGAUUUCUUAAGAAAUUGUCAAAGAAUAAUGCAUCCAAAAGACAAAACAAUUACUUAAAUUCCUUUCCACCCAUCUUCCUGUUUCCUUUGGAGUUUGCUCCACAAGAUAUCCAUCCAACUAUUUUUCUUCUUCCACACCAAAAUUGCCUGUGUGUGUUCUUCAGCAGGCUGGGUUAUUUGUUCUGUACUCAGCUUCUCUAGUUUCUUCUGAUUUCCCAUUUUACACUACAGCAAAAGAAAGCCCAGAAUCUGAACAGAAGGCUUCUCCUUGGAAGGCAAUACUACAAAUGUAAUUUCAUAUUUAUUUUAACCAUGUAACACAUAUGUAAGAGGCUAUGACAUUAAAAUAUAAAAACACAUGAAACAUAUGUAUAACUUUUGCAAAUGCAGACUAUCUAAAAGGAAUAUAAUUUCUUUAAACUCUGCUAAUAUUCAGAUGAUCUAUAUUCUCAAUUUAGCACAAUUCACCAGUUUUGGGCAAAAAAAAAAAAAAUCAAUGUAAUUUCUUCCUUGAAGGAGUAGAUUUGGUAAUGUCCCUAGUAUGUUGCCCAUAAAAAAAUAUAAAUAAAUAAAAGUUUUUUUUUCUGGAAUCCAUGCCUUGGUUGAAGGCACUUGAUUCUACAAUAAGAAAUAAGUAUUUAACUACGAAUAACCGAAAAGACAGAACUUGGUUAUGGUUUCUUUCUCCUGUGAAAUAUUCUUUCGCUUUGUAUUUCUUCAGGUAUUUUCUAGAUGUUUUAUUAAAAUGUGCUCCACUGAUUCCAAAAGAUUGUUCUUUCUUUUACUUUCCUGCUCACAACCCCCCUUUAAGCAUCAGCACCUGUAUGGGAAUGAUGGGAGGUCAUCUAAUCUAACAUCUUCAUUUUAAAGAUAAGAAAACCAAGACCCAAAGAAGUGUAGUAACUUUCCCCAUGUCAGCACUGGAUCUUGAACUUAAAACCCCUGACAGGUGAUUUUUGUUCAGUUCUUACUGCCUGCACCCCUGUGUCAGCAAUUAAGACCAACCAAGCAGCUUAAAAGGCGCAAUCCAUCUCAACACUAACUUUAUUUGCUGUCUGGAUUAUCUGCUGUGUUUUGUGAUAUGGAACAUCGAACCAAUCUUCCUUUCUCAUAUUGCUGUCUUACGAAUGCUGCUAUUUUUAUAACAACCAGUGCUUUCAAUUUCUAGCCAUGGAAGGGUCUUUCUUAGUUUUGUAUGUCCCCUCUUCCACCUCCCCAUCUGUGACCAUCCACAUUGGCAAUACUGUUUAUCUUUGCCAUUUAAAUUCUUUCUGCCUUUAUUUCAUUUCUUUCCAAAUGUACUUAAAAACUGCUACUCCUCAUGACUGGUUUUCUUACCAAAUAUAUAACAUGAUUUUUAUUUUCUCUUUAAACUAUUUGAAUGUUUUGGUCCCUGUAAGGUCUUGUGAGCAAAGAUUGUGAUGUCAGGGCUAUUAAAUAUUACAUAUUCAUGUUACCUUGUGUUUAUCAAACACAUAACAUUUUAUAAGGCAUUUUGUUUUAUCCUUUUAUUUGCUCAUUCAUUCCUUCAACCAUUUAUUUUAAUUAAUUAUUUAUUGAGCACCUGCUGCCACCAAGUUACAGUGCUAGACCUUGCAUAGUGACAGAAUUCAGACAUAUAUACUGGUCAGUAAAAUACAGUAAAAUUCUUAAACACAACUUUGCCAAUAGAACCACUCCGACUUUCUAUUCUACUUAGGAAACUAUAAAGUAUUUGAUCUGAAAAAUGCUUUGGAAUAUAAUACAUCAUUGUGCACCUGUGUGUUUGUUUUAUUUUAAAUCAUCUGCUAAUUUUAAGCCUAAAAAUAAAAGCUACUCAAUAGGUGUCACUGACUAGAUAGACUUUCCAGUUCACUUCUUACUGAGUAGACUCAAUAGUGCAAGUUUCACUAUCUUGCAUCAAUAUUUCUGUUUUGGCUUUUUCAAUUAUCAGCAUGAUUGUUUUAAGGUCUUCAGAAACAUCAAUGUAUCAAAGAAGCAUUUGCACUUUAGGUACGUGUGGUUGUUAUGUCACUUAUUAGAUAGUCUCAGGUCUUCUCAAUAUCAGCACUAUUGACAUUUUAGACCUGGUGAUUCUUUUUUGAGGAUGGGGAAAGUGGCUCUGUAUGGUGUAGGGUACUUGGCAGCUUUUAUGGCUUCUAUUGACUAGACUAUGACAUAUUCAUUCCUUCCUGAUGUGGCAAACGUGUUUUCAGACAUUGAUGUCCCUUGGGUGGAGAAGAGAGAAGGGAUUAGACAAAAAUCUCCCUAGAUCAAAGUCACUGUAUUAUCUAGUGAUCAAAAUGUGUCAGGAGCCCCCUUUUUUUUUUCCUUUUUUCAUUGACUCAUCAUCACUAGGUCUUUAUAACAAGAUUUGGAAUCACGAACUGUUUGAAUUAAAAGAGACAGCAAAAGUCACACACAACAGCAACCCCACAUCACCCUUCUCUAUUUCUCCAUCUGGUUUACAAAUUUAUUGAUAGGAGAUUGGAAAAUUGGUUAUCUCUAAGAACUUAAGAAUUAACUGUUCAUAGCUAGAGGUAGGACCGUUGAGUAAUUAUGCUUUGCUGCUCUAAUCCCCAUGGCAGGGACCUUUGCGUUCCAUGUAGGGACUUGAUACUCAUACAACUUCAGUGUCUCCGAGACUUUGGGAUGUUUGCUUUUGUCGUUUCACACAUUUACAAAUCUGUUCCUUAGUCUUUGCCUCAAAAUGUGCACAGAAGUUGAAGCUUGGUGCAUCUAAUUUUGAGUAUACCCAGAUGAGUUUUCUAUUUCUAUUUUUAAUUCCUGAAAAUUUUCUUGUUUGCUUUGCCAGAAUCUUCCAUUUUCUAGUUGGCUAACACUUAUAAAGCAAGAGUAACAAUAUGAUAUUUAAAAUUGUUCUUCUAUAGAAAAAACAAACAACACUGUCCCAAGAAAUCGAAAAUUGUAAAUUUCAGAGUUGGAAUGCUUAAAUUUUUCAAGCCAAAGUUUGUACCAUUUGAUGUGCCUUAUGUCAGUUUUCCUGUAAGGUCAAUGAUUUCCUAUGAAUAACUGAAUUCAAUCAGUUUGUACUUAGUUCUGUUUUGCAUAGAUUGGAAAACAUGGUGGUUAUACAAAAACAGUCCCUUAAAAAUAUUCCAGAAUUAACAACAAACUCCCAACUGAACUCUCAGGCCUUCUUUGCUCUUUUCCUAAAGGAUCAACUCAGUCUUUGAAAGCCUUUAUAAUUAUUUACUACAAAUGCACUAAUUGAAAACCUUAAUUACAAAGUCUAUGGCUAUUGAAUAUUGAAAAGCACACCUAGGGAAAAAAUCUCAUAAGAUAGUCGUGGAAAUUGAAAACUACGACCUAGAAAAAGACUCUCAAAAUGUGUAUAAUUUUCUACUCUAUCACUGUUGUAUCAGCUUACAGGGUAUUACAUCUUAAAGUUUUGAUUGAGCUGAUCCUCUAACUUCAAUUUAAAUUGUAAUACAACUGCCUAAGUAUCACAUAACUUAUACCAUCCAGUGUCCAUUGCUCUCAUAAUGAUUAUUACAAAGAAGCAAGUGAUAAUUAUUAAAGUAAAAAUCACAAAAUUUCUUGAAUCAAUUUUCCAUAUUAAGUUUAUAGAACAUAUCAGCAUUAGUUCUAAGUAAAACACUUAUUACGAAUGACCAAAUCAUGCAUACAGGAAUAAAAUGGUCAAAACUUGUUAUUAUAAGGUAAUUGCUAGCUCAUUGUUGACACUGAAAGAUCCUGUUACUUAAAUCUAAGAUAAAAGACUGGAAAUAAUUAUAUGCAAAUCAUAAGCUAAUAUUCAUCUUUAUCUAAGAUUUAUUAACAUUUGAGAAUUGUCCCCCAAAACCUUCUCCUAAUGGAGUAAAGUAGUAAACUUUCUUGACUUGAUGGAUAGUGACAUCAUAUUCCUUUUUAUUCUGGUUGGAAAAUCUCAAUGACUUCUAUCUGUCUCAUAGGAGUGUGAAAUUUUAGCAGCAGUCUCUCUUUUCUCUAGUGUUACAAAUAGAUAUACAUAUUCAAGACUUAAUUGAAGUGUCUAUUACCGAUGAUGCGGCUCUAAACCUUUUGUGCCUAUCAAAUAAAUACAGAGCAUGAAACUUGAGAAUUUUGCUAUAUUUGGGUGAUAUAAACAUAGGAGUGGGUGAACAGAGAUGGUUUGGGGGGUAAAAAGUAAAGAUCUAAAUUACUAUCAGGCAGAGUUUUCAACUGUUCAGAGCAGAGUGCAUAUAAAAUGUUCAGUGACAAUUACCUCAAAGUUAGGUCCUUUGGACAUCCAGACACUGGAGCACAGAUUCCAAAGCUAUGCUGAGUCAUGUGAUGUACUGAAGCACAGGAUGGGCCUACUUGUUCUAAAACCCAGCCAUUCCACCGCUCAGCUGUACCUCUUCUAUGGCACUGAUCCUAAAACCAUUGAGGUCCUCGCCCAAAGGAAUUGGGUUGCAUAAUGUCAGGUGAUAACCAGAAGAGACUUUGCAUUUAUCUCCCUUGACUCUAAAAGCAUAAUCAUAUUCUUUUUUUUUUUUAACCAAGACUAUGAGCCAGUCAACCAAACAAGUCAGUAUAAAAUAAAAACAAAAAAAAAAUUUCCCAAUGACUAGAUAUGAAAGGAUACUUUCAUCUAUGGGCCCAGAGCUGGAUCUCUGUGAAGUUUGACUGAGUCUCAGGACCCAGACCCCAGUGUUAUUGUUGAGACAUUGUAGUGACAUCUCUGCAACCAUUUUAAAGGCAGUUUUAACAAAAACAUGCAUUCAUAGCAGAGAAAUAAAAAUUCAAGUUAAGUAUCCUCCACCAGGCUACUCUGAAAAUAACAUUAGGAGAAAUCAGAGUUUCCCUUGCAAAGAAAUGUUAAGAUAAUUUUAGGAAAAUGGACUACGUUUCUUUGGACACAGACAUCUUAUGUACACCAUAGCAGUCUUGGGGCCCUGGCUGAGAGCGGGGGAUGUCUUUUCACUGGUUGGUCAAAACAAAUCUCUCAUUUGCCUGCUUUGAGACAUUUGGACAGUGCCUGGAAAGUACAUUAUUUUCAAGGGAAAAGGAAAAAAAAAAAAAAAAAAAAAAAGAAAGAGAGAGAGCCUUUUUUUCGUGCCAGUUGGGAUCAUGGGAACUUCAAAUGCCAGGAAUUUACUACUGUUUCUGGUAAUUCUGCUUGUAGUCAUUUGAAACAUUCAAGGGUGAAAGGAGAAGUUGAGUACUCAGGGAGGGGCGGGGGGCACUGCCCGUGUUUCUUGCCAGUUGCACCAGUGCACAGAAUAUUUGUAAUGCGUUUCGAAGUGGGUAUAAUCGUCCCCUUUGUCAGAAUCACAAAGCCCACUGUGGCACUCCUAAAAGAGAACACUGAGGAAAAUCUGACCCUAUAAACGCAGUCAACCCCAAACCAAAGAAAAGCUUGUGUGGGAGAGGAGAGCACAUUGCCAGCACAUUUCCCACCGCUUUUGAAAGCCCCGUAUGUCCAGCCCAGGACAUGUCUUACAGGUGAAGGUUGAUUUUGCAGAGGCUUUUCCUAAACUUCAUUAACACAGAGCUUGGAAAACUGAGCAUUCUGAAUUUCUUCCAGGCCUCUGGGCUUCAUUCCUAUUCCCUCUCUCAUGCUAAUGACACAUUCCAAGACUGCCUUCUGUCACACUAAAAUAACACACAUACUUUACCAUGACCUGAUGUUGGACAUACCUGAGCCUGCAAAUGUAGAAACCAUUGUAUCUGAAUUUGCACCGAUGGUGUCUCAGAGCAAAAGAAACGUGACUUCAAUAUGUACUUCUGCAAACUUCCUGGUUAUUUUCACUGUACGGUUAAUUAUCUAAUUUUGAAUGCAUUUCCUUAUGAUUCCAUUAAUUUGCCAUCUAUCUUUUACCUGGGGAUCAGUCUGACUGCAAUAAUGUUUUCUUCACACAACUUCUUAUACCAAGUUUGUCUGUGAUUCUUCUGCUUUACAGUGUGUGGGGAAUUUGUUUUUCCUUCCUAGGAAUCAUUUGAUAAGAAAUUCAGUGUAUUAACUGCCAAGAUGACACAAUGCAACUUUUAAGGUCUGGAAGCUGGUGGUGACCAAAUGUUACCUGUGUUCUUGCUGUGGAUUGCAAUACUCCAAACUAAACCAUGUUUUUCUUACUCUCGGUUGGAGUCAACACAUUUGGGAUUUUAAAAGGGGGAGAGGGAGAUAUUUGUGUAAUAUUGCUGUCAUAUUUGGCUACAUAUUAAAAACAAUAAAUGAGCAUUUUGUUUUAAUUUCUUAAACACUUUUA